Molecule: messenger RNA, 1254 nt
Organism: Cicer arietinum (chickpea)
Lineage: Eukaryota; Viridiplantae; Streptophyta; Magnoliopsida; Fabales; Fabaceae
Product: histone acetyltransferase MCC1
Biological process (GO): N-terminal peptidyl-methionine acetylation
Cellular component (GO): Golgi membrane
Molecular function (GO): protein-N-terminal amino-acid acetyltransferase activity; histone acetyltransferase activity
Source: RefSeq, a predicted model, not a curated record
UAUAUAAGAAGAAGAAGAAAAACAAAACAAAAAAGAAAAGAAUUUAUAGAACAUAGAGAAGGAGUUAAGUCGAGUUGAUAGAAAGAUUGAUUGAUUUCGUUAGUUGUUGUGAUCCGAGCGAAGGCAUUCAUUGAUUGACAAUCAUAAUUCAUAAUUGUGUUAUUGCAAGUGUUAAAUGGCCUCUUUCAUUGUUACUGUGUAAAUGGAAGUGGUUGUUGCUGCUUGGUUUUUUCAAGUCUAUCAUAUAUUUGCUGUGAAUUAAGUGAAAAAAAGACUCAAUGGUAAACCCGAAAGGGUCUAGUCAGUCGAAAAUAUGCUACAGGCCUAUCCGGCCUUCUGAUCUUGACGUUUUAGAGCAUAUCCAUGGUAGACUAUUUCCAAUCAGGUAUGAAUCUGCUUUUUUCCAAGAUGUGGUAAAUGGGCGCGACAUUGUGUCAUGGGGAGCUGUUGACCUUAAUCGACCAAAUGGCCAAAGUGACGAACUCAUUGGAUUUGUAACUGCAAGGAUUGUUCUUGCUAAAGAAAGUGAGAUAGUGGAUUUGCUUGGAUAUGACUCGGCCAAAUCUGAUCAGACUUUAGUGUACAUUCUAACACUGGGAGUAGUGGAAUCAUAUAGGAGUCUUGGAAUAGCUUCUUCUCUGAUUCGGGAGGUCAUAAAAUAUGGUUCAAGUAUUCCAACGUGCCGAGCGGUUUACUUGCAUGUAAUUUCUUUCAAUAUCUCAGCAAUCAAUUUAUACAAGAAAAUGUCUUUCAAGUGUGUUAGAAGGCUGCAGGGAUUUUAUUUUAUCAAUGGCCAACAUUAUGAUUCAUUUUUAUUCAUUCACUAUGUAAAUGGGGGACGGUCUCCUUGCUCGCCAUUAGAGCUUCUUUCUGCAAUGAUAAGCUACAUGAAGAGUGGCUUUAAGGCAGUGGCUGCCAAGCUGUGCAAGAACGAAGUUAGGAAGAUAUCAAGGUGGGGAAAGUGUAAAGAAAACCAUUCUCUUGUCUCGACAAUACCCAGCAAAAGAAAUACGGCGGUCGAGUGUACUGGUUGUGAGUGUGUGUAAUUGUUUUCGUCUUAGUUUUCUGUUUCCUGUAUUAUUCAACCUUACUUAUGAUUUUCUCUAUAGAUAGGUGCCAAGAUUAUUCUUACUAUAUGAAUAUAUGUAACUAUUCUGUCAUAAUAAACUUCUUUGAUGCAAUCCAGAGAUGAAACUAAAAAUGUAGGCCACACAUAUAUAUGUAAAAAAUGUUUUAACAAUUUGUUUUAGACCA